AUGACCCAAAGGAGACUCGUCAAUGCAAAAGCCCGAAGAGAGAAGAAGAUGGAGAGCUCAGCCAUCAUAUUAAGAUGCCGCAAUCAUUUAUGGUUGGUUGCAUUUACCUUGUUCGUUGUUUGGUACUUGCUGCUUUAUGUUCUUGAUUGGUCUUCUCUCAGCCCCAUAACCCAAAACCAUGUAUCCAUCCAAUCUGGAAAAUUCAACCCUGUCGAUAUCACCAAAACCACAAAUGAAAUCAAUGGCAUGUCUCCCAGUUUCAAUCGUGUAAAAGAUAGAUGGAACAAGCAUGGAACAGCGGAGGAAACAACGAAUGGCGAAAAACCCAUCAAACCAUUGGGAGAAAUCGUUUCGAAAAAUCAAGAAACGGGUAAGUCUUCCGACAAGCCUCGAUUAUCGUGUUCGGGUCGGUACAUUUACGUCCAUGAAAUUCCGAAGAAAUUCAACGAUGACUUGAUUGAUCAAUGCCAAUCGCUCGACAAUUGGACUAACAUGUGCCAAUACAUCAUGAACAAGGGUCUUGGCCAGCAACUUCCUAGGGACAAAAUUUUUGGAAACACGGGUUUUUACGCGACCCACCAGUUCUCGUUGGAAGUCAUUUUCCACAACAGAAUGAAGCAGUAUGAUUGCUUAACAAAUGAUUCGUCAGCGGCUUCUGCAAUCUUUGUACCUUACUAUGCAGGCCUCGAUGUGGCGCGAUACUUAUGGGGGUCCAACGUAUCGGAAAGAGAUUCGGGCUCCCUUGAAAUUUACAAGUGGCUUAAGGAACAACCCGAGUGGGAAUUCAUGUGGGGGAGAGAUCAUUUUCUUGUAGCAGGGAGAAUCACAUGGGAUUUCAGGAGAGGAGUCGAUGAGGACUCCGCUUGGGGAAACAAACUAAUGUUGUUGCCAGAGGCCAAAAACAUGACUAUCUUGACAAUCGAAUCAAGCCCUUGGAACAGUAACGAUUUCGCGAUACCUUAUCCUACUUACUUCCACCCUUCCAAUGAUAGAGAGGUUUUCCAGUGGCAGAACAGGAUGAGGAAAUUAAAAAGACGGUACUUGUUUUCGUUCGCGGGUGCACCCCGGCCCAACAUUGGGGAUUCAAUCCGGAGCGAAAUAAUGAGUCAGUGCCAGAAGUCAAGAAGGAAGUGUAAACUUUUGGAAUGCAGAAAUGCAGGAAACAAGUGCCUAAAGCCGGGUUAUUUGAUGAAACUGUUCCAGAGUUCUGUUUUCUGUUUACAGCCUCCUGGGGACUCAUUUACUCGUCGGUCCACUUUCGACUCGAUUGUGGCCGGGUGCAUUCCGGUUUUCUUCCAUCCAGCUUCCGCUUACGUGCAGUACUUGUGGCAUUUGCCGAAGAAUUAUGAAAAGUACUCUGUUUUGAUUCCAGAGGAGGGCGUGAAGGGAAAUAAGCUGAGUAUCGAGGCGCAAUUGGAGAAGAUACCAAAAGCGAAGGUGGCUGCGAUGAGAGAGGAGGUGGUAAAGUUGAUUCCGAAGGUGAGUUACGCCGAUCCGAGGUUGAGGUUGGAGACACUUGAAGAUGCGUUUGAUUUGACAGUGAAGGGUGUUUUGGAGAGAGUGGAGAAACUGAGGGUACAGGGGAGGAAUUCUAAUUUUGUGGGUGAUGAAGAGUAUAGUUGGAAGCAAAGUUUUUUUGGGACGUUAGGGAAUGAUGAAUGGGAUCAUUACUUUAAGAGAAGAAGUAAGGAGAAAUAUUGGGGGAAGUGAGAUAGGGAAGAGAAAGCAAGAAGCACAGAAAUAUAAUGGUAAUUUGCUUUAUUUUUUGGAUACUACUAGUUUUUUUUUUUCUUUCCCUUUUUUGAAAUGGGAAACUUGUGUAGUUGCUUUAUAGAGAUUCUUGGAGUUCAAAACCUCUGCGGGCCCAUAUGCUAUUUUAU
Rhododendron vialii is the source of this 1880-nucleotide messenger RNA. Its product is annotated as probable xyloglucan galactosyltransferase GT11. The transcript has a single exon. Gene Ontology annotation, molecular function: glycosyltransferase activity. The record is from RefSeq and is a predicted model, not a curated record. Bases 1 to 1710 code for a protein of 569 amino acids. Lineage: Eukaryota; Viridiplantae; Streptophyta; Magnoliopsida; Ericales; Ericaceae.